AUGGCGUCUAUCCGGCAAUCGGCCUCGGUCGCUUCGGCCGUGUGCAAGCAGACUGUGAACCCUCGCGUUGCUCACUCCGUGGCCUCCGUUCCGACAUGUAGCCCGGCUGUUUCAUUAUCUUCCGCAACACGUCUUGCAUCCUCUCCCCUACUCCAAUCCUCACACCGACUGGCACCUCCUUCAUCGUAUUCUCCCUGCACCCGUCAAACCCGCACGUUCCUGACGCAACUCCGCCGCCAAGCGCAAGCACUGAAGGAGCAGCCCAUCUCUUCUAACCCGACUAUUCCCUCGAAGCCUAAGGCCCCUAAGCCUGCUCUCCAACUCACCAACCUCCCCUACUUCGUCCGCCGUACCGGAUCUAAUCAACUGCCCGUUUACCUCGUCACAAAAGCCGGCGGCACUAAGCAACUCACCAAGAUCCAAAAGACCGAGGGUGACCUGGAUACUUUGCGCAGUGACUUGGCAUACACUCUGGGCGUGGACCAGCGCAGCUCUGAUGUAUCUAUCAAUCGUUUGAACGGCCACAUCAUUGUGAAGGGCUGGCGCAAACCCGAGAUCGUGGCUUUUCUCCAGGAACGAAACUUCUAA
This is a messenger RNA of Penicillium argentinense, 588 nucleotides long. Its product is annotated as mitochondrial 54S ribosomal protein mL49. The record is from RefSeq and is a predicted model, not a curated record. Gene Ontology annotation, molecular function: structural constituent of ribosome. Lineage: Eukaryota; Fungi; Ascomycota; Eurotiomycetes; Eurotiales; Aspergillaceae. Gene Ontology annotation, cellular component: mitochondrial large ribosomal subunit; ribosome. The transcript is spliced from 3 exons. Gene Ontology annotation, biological process: translation. The coding region runs from base 1 to 588 and encodes 195 amino acids.